AUAAAAGUGCUGUGUGAUUGUAGUCCGCUGUCAGAUACAAUAGCGACAGUCAAUAUGAAGUUGGCGAGCAGACAAAAUAGGAUGCAUAUGCGACCCGGUUGAAUAUUGGAGAGGCACAACGUUUACCACCGUACAUUCAGAAUCAAUCGGACCAAAUCAUAAUCUGUACAUUAUUUGAAAUAGGAGUAUGUGGAUUUGCCACGGUCCAUUUGAAGGCCAAGUUGGUCGAAAAUGAAUCAUCUUUCAUCCACAUACGACCUCAAAGUGGUAUGUGCUAGGUGUGCCAUCAGAAAAAAUGAAAUCACCUACACACUACAAUCUGUUGUUCACCAGUGCACCAGCAAUCUCCUCCUGGCCAGAGCUAAAGGCUCCCGCCAAUGGAGGCACAUUUCUCGACGUCCAAAAUUCCCAAGGCCAAGUAAAUACGAUGUGUGCUGGCACUUUGUGGAGGGCUCUGGCUGCACCGUGCAUUACAACCGCUGCACCUUUGCUCGGAGCCUGGAGGAGGCCGCGGUGUGGAACUUUGAGAAGGAGCAGGGGCUGGACCACAUCAGCCUCUGUAUUCUCCUAGAUCGGACCAACGCCGGCGGCCUGGACGGAGCUGCGCUCGGACAGGGUCAGCUUGAAUCACUGGACGACGUCCUGACGUUCUUUGAACUGAAGGGUGUGUGCUCUACGUGUUCCCUCAAAGAGAACGAAAUAACGUACACUGUGCAAAGAGUCAGCCAUCAAUGUCAACAAUACCUGUUUUUAGCCAGAUUUAAAGGCUCUGACAUCUGGAGACCGGUGGCCGAGCGUCCUGUAGAGGGGCAAUUCCGCCGCAAUGUUGUUUAUCAAGUAUGCCAACACUUUAGGGAGGGUUCUGGCUGCUCGCGAGAUGGCCCCAACUGCACUUUUGCGAGAAGCACGGAAGAAGCCUGCUUAUGGAACUUUGCAAGAAACACGAAUAUGGACAACAGCGCCAUAUUACAACGCAUGAAUUCUAGGCAUUCCCUGACGCCAGAAGACACGGCGAGGAACAUACUAAAAGAGUUCUCCGGAACAUUCCUUGAGCUGUGCCAGGCCUGUUUCCUCAGCAGUCCUCAGAGGGUGACGGUGCAGCGUGGCGAUGGGGCCUGCUCUGCUGCAGCCCCCGGGGCCCACGCCUGGAGGCCCGUCCUGGUCCAUCAUGUGUCGGGCCGAGGAAAGGAGGUCUACCACGCGGUGCGCCCGCUUCCCCCGGGAUGCACCUUUGAGUACUGCAGCCACGUCAUCCAAGGAAAGCCCUGCUGGCACGAGGCCCUGCGCUGCAGCGCGGCCCAUAGCGAGUUGGAGAUGGCGGUGUGGCAGGCAGAGAGCAGCGAGCUGGCCGCCCCAGUCCGUCCCCUGCUCCUUCGGUUGAGCCAACAGCAGCAGCAGCAGCAGCAGCAGCAGCAGCAGCAGCAGCAGCAGCAGCAGCAGCAGCAGCAGCAGCAGCAGCAGCAGCAGCAGCAGCAGAGCGAUGGACGAGGAGGAGUCUUCUACUGUAAAGCCUGCCUUCUUACCCUGUCCUCCUCCGAGAGGUUCCUCAAGCACUGCGCCUCACCGGAGCAUGCCCAGAUCAUCAGCGGUGACUCCAGCACGCAGUGGGAGACCCGCCCACCACCACACAACCACAGAGAGGACUUUGGUCUCUGCGCCAAGCUAAACACCUGUGAAUACGGUGACAGGUGUGUAAAAGCUCAUUCUGAGGAGGAACUAAGAGAGUGGCACAUGCGCACUAAAGAAGAAGAGGAGAUCAGCGCUAACAUCGAUGCUCAGGGCCUUAUGUCCUACGCUGAAAGGUUCCGGAAAGAAUACACGCGUUGUUCCAAUGAAGCAGACACCAUAUCAGAGGAUUUAGAGGAUGUCAGCAUUACUUGUGAAGAAGAUCUGUUAGUGGAGAACGAGAUAACGGAUUUCAAAUUUCAGUGGCACUUCCGAGUUGACACAGAGAGGCGACUUCAGCAUGUGGCACUUCUGAAGAACCAACCAGGAGCGUCUUUUUCCCUAAAUGCAAUCACUUCUGAAAGCGUUUGCUCCUAUUCCUUGGGGAAGAGGUUCCAGAACACAGAUUCGCAAACCUACAACAUCACAGUGUUCUUUGCGUCGGCUGUUCCAGGUCUCUAUGAACAGUGGCUUGUGUUGGACUUUGAUAUGAGGCCUGUGCUCCUGCGAGUUCUGAAGGUGACGGUAGGGGCGGAUUCUCAGGCUUUCACAGAGGAACCCAUUGCGGGCUGCGGGGUAUCUCUACAGCCUCUUGAACGUUGGCAUCCAGAAAACAAGGUGAUAAUUCCAUGUGUGGAACGGACGGAGGAUCAAGAUGACCUACUUAAGAAGUACAAGCCUCCCCAGACAGUUUUUGGCCGUCUGCCUGUGUGUGACAGCCAGACACUGUGGAAUGCUGACAACUACAGGGAGAAAAUGCACAACUUCCUGUACAGAGAGGAACAGGCAGAGAACGAGCUUGUUUCAAGAAUUGGAAUUCGUGGAGAGAUGACUACAUCCGAAAGUUUGUCAACAAAAGAAUUGUUCGGCACUGUCUCGGCUCCUUUUAAUCUCACUCCAGACACUCCAGAGGGAUGUGUGCUCAAACGAAGCAUUCAGACUGGUCUCAUAGCACCAUUAUUUCCAAAGGAUCACGGCUCCAAGGUCUACGAAGCCAUCGUACUGAAGGACAUUGCCAAUAACAAAAUCAAUUUAAAACUUUCCAAAAGAUGCUGCUCAGACCUUCAACUCAAAACUGGUGAAACACACCAAAUGGAGUUGCAGUUUCAGUUAGAUCGUUUUUCCUUCUGCGUGAUGCACAAGGCAAUAGACCGGCUUCCAGAUACCAACAUGGUCUUACCAGACCUUGAUAACUGUGAAGUGCCUUCGAACAGUCCUCGAUGCCAUCACUUGAAUGUCAAACAGCAGGCUGCAGUUGACUUCAUUAUAGGCAAGUCAGAUCCCAAAAGAGGUGUGGCACCACUACUCAUUUAUGGACCAUUUGGGACUGGAAAAACCUUCACCCUUGCAACAGCAGUCAGAGAAAUUGCCCAGGAUCCUCAAAACAAAGUGUUGAUCUGCACCCACACCAACAGCUCUGCAGACCUGUAUGUCAAAGAUCACUUCCAUUCCUUCAGUGGAGACCCUAAUAUAAAGCCAAUAAGAAUAAAGACAAAUCGACAUUCAUCUCUAAAGAACACUGACGAAAUCACAUUGAAAUAUUGCCUGCUCUCUGAGGGUAGAACCCACUUUCUGUCCCCUACAAAGAAGGAUCUCGAUUCUCACAAAGUAGUUAUCACAACAACAACAAUGGCGAAACGUUUUCAUGACCUCAAGCUGCAAGAGGGAUACUUCACCCACAUUUUAAUCGAUGAGGCGUCCCAGAUGCUGGAGUGUGAAGCGCUGAUCCCCCUUGGGCUAGCUGGGCCCAGCACCAGAGUUGUGUUAGCUGGAGAUCAUAUGCAGAUGGGACCAAAGCUCUUCUCUGUGGACGAUCACCAACGAUCGGAUUACACCCUUCUCAACAGAUUGUUCCAUUAUUAUCAGCGCCAUAGCAGUGAAGUUGCCCAGAAGAGUAGAAUCCUGUUCAACGAAAACUACCGCUCGACCAAAGAAAUAGUAGAGUUUGUAUCCACUCACUUCUACGUUGGCAGGGGGGAAGUCAUAAAGUGUGGCAAAACAGUUCCAGCUGGGCCGAAUGACAACUCCAUCAAGUUCCAUCAUGUACGGGGAGACUGCCAGCUGAACCUGCAUUCAAUGUCAUGGUCUAAUAAUGCAGAGGUUAACAAGGUUGUUGAAGUCCUGGAAGACAUUUUACAAGGAUGGCCCCAUACCUGGGGGGCCAGGGAUCCAAGCACCAUCUGUGUUCUAUCAGAGGGGUGGCAGGUUAAGAUAAUCAGGACAGCACUUUGGAGAAAAAAACUUGAAAAGGUUCUUGUUGAGAAUUUCGCAAAUGUCCAAGGUAAAGAAUUCAGGGCAGUCAUAAUAACCUCUGUUCAAACACGUGAGAGCCUAAAGACAGCUCACUUGCCCGGCAUGGAGCUGUUCAAUGAUGCCCGCGUCUUAAACACAGCCAUGACCAGGGCUCAGUCCCUGGUGGUGGUCGUAGGAGAUGCUACUGCCCUCAGUUACUUUGGAAAAUCCUCAAGAAUAUGGAAAUGUUACAUAGAUCACUGCAUCCGCAAGAACAGUCUUGAACCAAAACAUUUCACCAAAGAUUUCUUUGAAAAAGAUAUUGAAGAAAUGGCAAGGUUUCGAAGGCCUGAGCCCCCUGAGAGCUUUGAUGACACGGAUAUGAUCCUUCAACAGCUAAAGGACGAAUAUGACCAGUGCGAAACAGACUCAGAUCAAGACAAUUUGGAUGAUGGGCCAAAUGAUGGUGUGAAAUAUUCACACAAUGAAACAAUGGGUAAGACUAACCAUUUGCAGUUGUGUAAAAGCCAACCAGCUAAUUACAAGCAUGGACAGUUGGUCAUGGGGUCAAGUAACUCCGGAUAUAUCAUACAAUUUGACAAUCCAACCGAACACAUACACCUCAAAGGAAGGAAGAACUUGGGCCAUGCGUUCAAUGGAGAUGAAGUUGUCGUUAGAUUAUCCUCUGAUGACACUGAACAGCACAGAGUGGUAGACAUUAUCAACGGUCCAGUUUCAAAAAAAGUAUUUGUGUGUACAAUUGAGGAUCCAGAACAAUACAAAGAAAAAUCUAAAUUCCUCAGAAAGAUCAUGGUGCCCAUUGUUAGAAAUAGCCCCAAAAUCUGUACAUUGAUCCUGAGGAAAUAUUGGAAGUGGCUUACAGUAUGGAAGCACACUGAUGGUGGUUGGAAAAUUGACGAAUAUCGCGACAUUGAUGAACAUCUCAUACAAAAUCACGUUUUCAUGGUGCAGGUGAUAUGCUGGAAAGAUGGUCAAACAUUUCCGUUGGGUAGAGUGAUCAAAAUUCUUCCAAUUGACCAACCAAGGUCUUUGGAGGUUGGACUAAGGAUUUUGAACGAGGAAUUCCAAGUGACCACAUUUGAUUCUCAUAGCAGCCUGGAUAAAGUGGGGAGGUCAAAUGCAUGUAAGGAUAGAGUGAAUCUUUGUGGAAUAAUUACCUUCACUGUCGAUCCACUAAAUGCCAGCGCCUUGGACGAUGCCAUCAGCAUCAGAGAUGAGGGGGAACAGUAUGAGUUGGGAGUUCAUAUCGCAGAUGUGGCAAGUUUUGUGUCACCUGGUUCCAUUUUAGAUGAAGAGGCAAGACAAAGGGUUGCCACAUAUCACAGGUUGCAAAAGGAACAACGUCCCAUGUUCCCUGAAGAUCUGAUCAAGGAAUUAAGUCUUCUAUUUGACGAAAAGCCAAGUCAACGAGAUGUCAUCUCAUUGAUUGUGAAAGUCAACAAGGAAACAAAUGAGAUAGUUGGAAAACCAACCUUUCAGCUAUCUGUGAUCCAGACAAAUGUAAGUCUUUCCUAUGAAGCUACUGAGGAUAUCAUAUGUGGAAGAAAUCAACAUAUAUAUCAAGAUGUAGAAGUAAGAAGUAUCAGAAUGGCUUAUCAUUUUGCAAAAGCUCAAAGAAAGAUCAGACUUCGGGACUGGGCUUAUGCUGCAAAUGAUAAAAAUCAACCAGGGAAGAGAAAAGCCCAUUUGAUGAUUGAGGAGCUAAAUGUCUUGUUCAAUUUUGAGGCAUCUAAGAUUUUGACCAGCACAGACGGUACUCAAGACCUCACACCAUUGCGGUGUCAAGCUCCACCUAAGCCUGAGCAGCUGGAACAAUUCAAGAAAAGACACAGAGAGCUUGUGCCCCUAUCUUUCCAUGUAAGGAACAAAGUUGGACACAAUCAAAAUGUUGCAGAAGCCCAAUAUUUGGCUGAUGGCAAGAGCUUUCAUGUGCUAACAAAGGUAUGGAAUGACAUCCAGGCAGCGACCAGAGAAGGAAGUGACAUAGACAAAAUAGUUGACCUGAUUGCUGCGGAUGACAUACACCCUCAGCUAAUGCCAGUACUGAAAGAUUUUAAAGAGUGCCUAGGGAAAGCAUAUGUCAUUCGCUCCAAAUCUUCUUCCAAAGCAGAGGUUGGGCACUACAGUCUGAAUCUUAAGUCUUACACACAGGCCUCCUCACCGAUUCGAAGGUACAAUGACAUUGUGUUGCAACGGCUUUUGCACACACUCAUUUGUGGGACUCCAGUUGAUUAUUCUCCCAGAGAGAUUAACAUGUUGUGUGAAGAGUUUGAACAGAGAACAAAGACUGUAAAUGACUACGAAAGAAAGGCUGAAAUGAUUAACCUUGCAAUGAACGUAAAGAAACAUAAUGUCUCAAAGCUAGCAAUUAUUGUGCGAACAGACAAAGAAAGUGAAUGUUUCGAGGUUUCAUUUCCUUUUGACAAGGACGUCUUCCCAGAAAGUCUACCAAUCAUGUAUACAGACUUACAACUGGAUGACCAACCGGUUUAUGACAAAGGAAGUAAGUGCAUGACCCUUAAAUGGAAAAAACGAGUCUACACAUUUGCCAAUGUAAAAAUCAGAAAAGACAUGAAAAGGCUGCCAAAUAGUGGCUGCUGCACAGAGAUACCAGCUUCAACAUGGAAAGCCAUUGUUGAGGCAGUUGAAAACGAAAGCUGGACGGAAAUGAAGACUCUCAUAUUGGGAGCAGAAACAAAGAAACUGGAAGAUACCUGGAAACGAAACCCCAGUAAGAAGUCUAACCUCACUGCUAGCCCAUGCACAUCAGAUGAACAACAUUACAUUGACCUUGAGGUCCAACUGAAACCAGGUGACAUCCUUCAGCUCCAAAUUACAUCAGAGGUAGCAAGAGGUUACCUGACACCAACGGUUCAAUUGAUGUCCCUCAAUGACAAUUUGGAGAUUUGCAUCGACCAUGCACACAGCCCCAUUACUGCUUUCUCCAAAUUUGCAAUAUCUCGUACCAAGGGAAAAUACUUGAACCCUGCUGUCUACAUUUCAGUAUGGGAGCCAUUGUGCGAUAUGGAGUCUGCUGAGACAGCAGUGUGUGAAGGGGACAGUAUCAUCAUUGAGGACUUGGUGGUGAACUUCCAUCGAGAGCAUGGAUCCACUCAAUGGAAAGGAAGCUUCACUCUCCCGCUCAUACAAAUUAAGGAAUGGGCCAUUGGAUGCGAUCUUGACGAGUGCUUGUUGUGCAUACGGAGAAGUGGUUUGAAGCCAGAUUCUAAGCUAGACCAUUCCAAAGACGUGGACCCAAGCACUUUCACAUGGGUUGCUCAUGGAGUCACAGUGAAAAAAGCGAUGAAUACUAAAAAGACAAGAAGAGUGGAUUUCAAUGUUAGUCACUUGCCCAUGGACUUUGUUCCAGACUGUGUCUUUCAAAAAGACACCUGUUUCACAGUGGAAUUAAUCCCUAAGCUUUUGCCCGACAUACGUAAAACAAAUGCAGUCAGACACAUUGCGUCUGCAUCUGACCUUGUUCAAAGUAUAGCACUUGGGAGGAGCCUUCCAAGAGAGGCCUUCCAGAACACUGUGCAGCAGUUUGAGGUCAGGAGACUAGAGCCACCAAUAGGACUACCAAAACUGAAUGAGACUCAAUAUCAGGCUGUUGAGAAAGCUCUCGAUAAGAAUUUCACGGUUAUACAGGGGCCCCCUGGCACUGGAAAGACAGUGGUGGGUGUGUACAUUGUGUUCUGGUUCCACAUUAUAAACACCAGAACCAACAGAAGAAACACUGACCAUGCCGAGCAGGGAAAGAAAGAUGUUAUUCUCUACUGUGGUCCUUCCAACAAGUCUGUUGACGUUGUCGCUGAGUACUUGUUGAAAUUUGGAGACAAGUUAAGGCCGCUGAGAGUUUACAGUCAACAAGUUGAGAUGCUGGACUACCCUUACCCUGGCAGCAGUCUUCAGUUAUCUCACGCUGCUCUUCGCCAAGAGCGCUCCAUACCACAACUCCGGAGCAUCACCCUGCAUCACCUCAUGCGAGAGGACCACAACCCCUUUUCAGCAAAAAUAAAAGAGUUUGACCAAAGAAUAAAACGUGCCCUUCAGAAAGAGGCAGAGGAACUGACCGAUGCUGAGGUGGAUGAUUACAAAGACCAUCUCAAAAAGGCUCGGGAACAUGAGUUUAAACGACAUGACAUCAUAAUCUGCACUUGCACAGCCUCCUCCUCGACGGGAAUGACAAAAGCAGUCAGCGCCCGUCAGAUCGUCAUCGAUGAAUGUGCAAUGGCCACCGAACCACAGGCCCUCAUUCCGUUGGUUUGCAACAAACCAGAAAAGGUCGUUUUUCUCGGUGACCACAAACAAUUACGACCUAUAAUCAACAAUAGGCUUGUGGGAAAUUUGGGAAUGUCGACGUCUCUGUUUGAACGUUACUGUACUACGCAGAGCGAGAUAGUAAUCAUGCUCGUCACUCAGUACAGAAUGCAUGAAGAAAUAUGCCAGUUCCCAUCCGAAGCAUAUUAUGAAAAUCGUCUCAUCACUGCAGUGAUGCCGCCAAAGAGUGUUCUGCUCAUCGACAAGAAGCCAAAGACAAUUGUUUUUGGACACAUCAACGGAAAGGAAAUCAGUCUGGUUGUGAGCACAAAAAAAGGGAAUCAGAACUCCAAAGCAAAUGUUGCAGAGCAAGAGAAAGUGGUGGAAAUUGCUGAAAGUCUGGUGAAGAAAGCCAAGGUGGAGCAGGAAAGUAUUGUGAUUCUGUCACCUUACAAUUCCCAAGUGUGGGGAAUAAAAAAUCUUCUGCAAAAGAAGAAACUGAGCAGAAUCCUGGUUUCCACCAUCUCCAAAAGCCAAGGAAGUGAAUGGCGUUAUGUCAUCUUAUCCACCGUGCGGUCUCUGCCAACUGAGGAGAUUCGAAACGAUGCAGGCCGAGAGUGGCGAUCAAAACAUGUGGGCUUUGUGGGCGAUCAAAACCAGAUAAAUGUUGGCAUCACCAGGGCCAAAGAGGGGUUGUGCAUCAUCGGAAACCAAGAGUUGCUGGAUUGCAGUCCAGCAUGGAGGAAACUCCUCAAAAACUACAAUGCAAAGAAUUCUGUCACCACAGCAGAACGUAUUUCUGUUGCAGCGAAAUAGCUGCUUGCUUGUUCUAUGACCAGUCUUACUUCAAGCAUCCUCAAAAGGAUGCCCCAAGAUUCUGUGAAUCAGAGUUUGCCUUUCUUACCCAGAUUCAGACGAGUUGUUUCAUUUCAAAUUCAUCAAUCCCUUACAGCACACUCAUUGUGCUUGCUUUGAGGGUAAAACACGCUGAAUAUCCUUCCAAAGAAUACCAAUGUCUUCCAAAUAGUCGCUUGUUAAAAAUGAGUGCCGGUAACUAAAACAAGAUUGUAGUUUGUCUUCAAACAUAAAUAAUUCAGAACUAUUUUUGGCCCUGUUAUUAUGAGGCUGGCCUUUAAUGCGUCUGGCAGGAAGACAAGCUAAGACGCCCCAUCCGGACACCAACGUCCUUAGACAAAGGAUUUAAAUCAAAGGGUAGAAAUGUAGAAAUGCCAGGGUAGAAAUGCAUUUGUUAAAAUGUUCUACUGAAACCUCAAUCUUGUCACUCACAAAUGCAUUUCUCUCAGAAUCUGGACAAAUACUGCUGCUAUAAAACAGGAAACCGUCUCCCCCUAGAAGUUUGGCGAUAGCAUCGUCGAAUGUCUGGAGCCAGCAGCUGAUAAUAUAAUUGGAUCGCAGGUAGCCCAAUAUCAGUGACGAAAAAUAGCGAUGAACUAAAUGUGUGUUUGUAGACAAACUACAAUCUGGUUGUGAUGUUAAUGGCACUCGUUUUUAUUCAGAACACAUUGGAAAUCAUUGGAUAUAUAUCUUUUGGAUAUAUAACACUGUAUAACACUGCAAGUCAAUGGAUUGAGAAAAUUAUAAUUUAGCAAACUGCCCUUCUGGAAGUCAAAGGAUGAAUAUUUAAUAAAACAACUCAUCUGAAUCAGGGUAAGAUGCCAAUGCCAAUUAUCAGAUAUCUCGACGUAUCCCUUUAAUUUUUACUAAAUUACCUGCUAGGUUUUCCUCAUUAAAGCAACUUGUAUAUAGUUAAAGCGAAGAAUUUUUGGGUUUCUUCUUAAAUAAUAGGACAAUAAUGCAUUUGAAUAUACAUAGUAGUGUUUAACGGACCACUUAAUGGUGGAUGAUUUCGAGUUUUAUAUGCUGAUUAUUGGAAAUGUUUUUAUUACUACAAUUUUAAGAUAAUUUUUUUUUUUUUCUGUGUUUAUUUCUGUGUACAAAAAUAUUUUGUUACAAAAUUAGCUUGACUGGACGUCUUUGAGCUGUGAAUUGUUUUCAAUGGGACCACUUAUUACAUUAAAACAUAUAGCAAUAUUUGUAUUUUCUUUCUAUGCAGACAAUUCAUUAGUAACUUUUUUUUUAAUAUUUUUUUUUACAUUUAACCUAUACUUUAGUAAGACAAAUUAAGUCUUAAUUAUUAAUGAUCCUGGCACAUGUUGCAUACUAUUGUGUAUUUCCAGAGGAGCAUAAUUAAUACUGUGCAUUUUUUCAUCCAUAUUAAUUACUUUGAUUAUUUUUGUUUAUAUAUCUCUGCUUAUGGUUUUGAAGACUAUUUAGGAAUCAUGCCUCAGUAAAUUGACAUUAUUUUUACGUUUUUAUGUUACGUUUUUAUGUUAUGUUUAUUUCUGUAAACAAAAAAUAUUUUGUUCCAAAGUUAGCUUGACUGGACGUGUUUGAGCUGAGAAUUCAUGUUUUCAAUGAGACCACUUAUUACAUUGAAAAAUAUGGCAAUAUUUGUAUUUUCUUUCUAUGCAAACAAUUCAUUUGUAACUUUUUUCUUUAAAUAUAUUUUUACAUUUAACCUAUACUUUAGUAAGACAAAUUAAGUCUUAAUUAUCAAUGAUCAUGGCACAUGUUGCAUACUAUUGUGUAUUUCCAGAGGAGAAUAUUUAAUACUGUACGCAUUUUUCAUCCAUAUUAAUUACUUUUAUUAUUUUUGUUGAUAUAUCUCUGCUUAUGGUUGUGAAGACUUUUUAGGAAUCAUGCCUCAAUAAAAUGAAUUGUCAUCAUA
Gadus macrocephalus (Pacific cod) is the source of this 10927-nucleotide messenger RNA. It is a transcript of the gene helz2a, whose product is annotated as helicase with zinc finger 2a. Gene Ontology annotation, molecular function: ATP hydrolysis activity; RNA nuclease activity; 5'-3' DNA helicase activity. Lineage: Eukaryota; Metazoa; Chordata; Actinopteri; Gadiformes; Gadidae. The record is from RefSeq and is a predicted model, not a curated record. The coding region runs from base 232 to 8994 and encodes 2920 amino acids. The transcript has 20 exons.